GUGACACAGGAAGUCUGCGUGACAGUUCCGUCCCGUGUUUCCCGUCUGCCUUCGGCUUCAGAGAUGACAUCACUUCCUGCCCGGAGAGACUGGAUCUGGACCGGCGCGGGAUGACGGAUGUCCCUCAUCUGGACGCGGCUGGGAAUCUGCGGCUCCUCAACAUGCAGCACAACCUCAUCUCACACCUGCAGGACCUGCUUCACCUGCAGCGCCUUGUGUUCCUCGAUCUCUAUGACAACCGCGUGAUUGACAUGUCUGGAGUCUCCUCCCUCACCUCGCUGCGUGUGCUGCUGCUCGGGAAGAACAGAAUCCAGAGGAUCUGUGAUGUGGACGGCCUCACUAAACUUGACGUUCUGGACUUACAUAAUAAUCAGAUCUCUCAGAUUGAAAAUGUGUCUCGUUUGUCGAAGCUUCGUUUGUUGAAUCUCUCUGGAAACCGCAUCAGUCGAGUGGAGAAUCUGCAGGGUCUGAAAUGUCUGACCGAACUGAACCUGCGACACAACAGCAUCACGUCUGUGACGGAUGUGGAGAAUCUUCCUCGUCUGCAGCGUCUGUUUCUCAGUGCUAACAGCAUCAGCAGGUUGGAUGCGCUGGCCUGUCUGUGGCACUGCCGCUCUCUGAGUGAGCUGAGCGUUGAUGGGAAUCCUGUCGCGCUGGAGUCAUGCUACAGACAGACUCUCCUCCGCUGCUGCUCGCCACACCUUCAGCUGCUCGACAUGAAGCGCGUCACAGUGAGUCCCUUCGGGCCAGUUAUUAAAGACUUUAAUGUUGUUUUACAGACUGUUGAGUGUGUGUGCUCCCGCUCGUCUCAGUCUUCAGAGGAGUGUGUUUGUGUUCGCAGGCCGCAGGACGCCGGUGGGCCCAGCGUUCAGAGUCUGUCCAUAUCUGACAGUCACCUGGCGGAGCUAGACAGCGAGACGCUGCGUCUGUUCGGCCCCGGGGCCCUGGAGACGCUGGAGCGCUGCUGGGGCGUUCAGACAGCCGCGAGCGUCACCGCCGUCGCCUUCAGAUACAUCCACUUCGACUCCAUCAUUCCCAUGUUCCUGCGCAUCCGCCUCAAAUUCCCAAACCUCACGCACCUGAUGUUCAUGGAGACGAGCAUCACUCAUCUCCCUCAGCUGGCGGCUCUGGCUCAGGUGCGGCGUCUGGAGCAGAUCAGUGUUCAUCCAGAGUGGAAUCCAGUGGUGAGACUGACGCUCUGGAGAUCCUUCCUCAUCUACAGACUGCAGCACCUCAACCUGCAGAAGAUCAACGGCACUGAGGUCACCAUGAAUGAGAUCAUGGCCUCGGAGCGGAUGUUCGGCGCUCUGGGUCACAUCGCUGCUACAGAAACGCCACGCUGCCGCCUGCUGCUGCUGCUGGAGGAGUCCAGGAAGCGGCAGCUGCAGUUCCUGCUGGACGGACGUGGGCGCAGAAGCGGUGUGAGUCCAGACGACCUGAAGGAGAACGGCAAACAGCUGGGAGACGCUUUGAGCCGAGCGCUCUUCAGCUAUCCCAGCAGACUGUCCGACGGCCCCGAGGAGGGUGGUGCUGAUGCGUCGGAGCGCUCUGCGAUGGUUCAACAGUAUCUGCGAGGGCUGAUCCACAGAGCUUCCGGUCACUGCGUGAAGGCAGACGCUCUGCAGAAGCUCUGGCCGUCGCUAUAA
Molecule: messenger RNA, 1646 nt
Organism: Sinocyclocheilus grahami
Lineage: Eukaryota; Metazoa; Chordata; Actinopteri; Cypriniformes; Cyprinidae
Product: leucine-rich repeat-containing protein 49
Exons: 11
Coding region: 111-1646 (511 amino acids)
Molecular function (GO): protein binding
Source: RefSeq, a predicted model, not a curated record